CCUUUCUGCCUACCACCCCAGAUAUUUUUGUGGGAUGAGAGACAAGGGACGGAUCAGAGAUGAUUGCCAAGCCCCAAUGGGAUGGUUGAGAAAUACAGUUCAGGAAUAAAGAGCAACGAGCCAGCUAAGAGCAGGGUUUUAAUCCAUUUAUCCCCCAACACCAUCAUAGGACAGCUAAUAGCCAUAGCCAUAAAUCCACCUGAAGCUGGGACAGUGCCAAGUUGCUGUGCUGUUUUCCUGCACUGCAUUCCUGCACGACUCUGUGUGCACAUGACAGUGAGUGGAGGCUGUACGUGGCCAUGAAUGGACACUAAAAGAGGGACCCUGGAUUGUGGUUACCCCUGCUGAGCACUGUGGGGCAGGCAGGGGGUCUCUGGCAGGGGAAACGUGGCUCUGGGAUGGGACCUUGCCAGGGUACAUGGGGCAAGCAGGGGUACAUCUGGCCAUGGACCAUUGGGGUCUCUGUGUAGGAGAUUAAAUAAACAGGCAGUGGGGCAGGAUGUAGCCGUGUGCCUGGCACAGCAGGGUCGUGUUCCUAGAUGGUGCUGCUUGGGGCCAGGGGACCUGGAAGGUGGCAGGAGAUGGCACCCACUUACUCAGCUCUGCAGGGUGUAGUGGGGAGCAGGGUCCUACUGUAGCAGUUUCUGGGUGCUGGGAAAUCCAGGAAGGCAGGAGCUGGCGUGCACAACUCUUCACCAGUGUGUUGGGAACAGGCUGGGCACUGCCAGGCCAUGCAGAGGGGCUGUCACAGGGCCAGACCCCAAAGUGCUUUCCCUUGUAACUGCACCAGUAAAGCUGGAGCACCUGAGGGGGGGUGCUGGACAUUGGGCUUCAGCCAUGAUGGGUCUCUGGUUGUGCUGGGGGAUUUCACUGUGCCCUGGAGGUGUGGGGGCAUUGGAGGCCACUGUGGCAUCCCACCCUUUAGGGGAAGGGAGCACCAUCUUCACCUUCCCGUGUGAUAGCAACUGUCACAUAAUGUGCCCACAACUGGUUUGAAUACAACCAAGAGCCAAAGAGACAUUAUCGUGGAGUGUUUCAAUGGUGUAAUGGUGGUAAUUGUUGAUGAGAAUGAACUGGAAUCUGAAUGUUUGGGCCAUUAUUGUGUAUUCACUGAUAGGAUUCCAGUUGCUGGAUUUCAAUAUCACCUGGUUUCAGGCCAAAAUUCUCUUGCAAAUCAGCUACCUGAAUUGGAUCAAAUGGGAUAGUUAUUUGUAUGUGGAGAUUUCCCUCUCCUCCCUGAGGUCUGGUAGAUGCAGGGGGAGUUGAAGGAGAUAAAGAAUGAUCUUUUCCCAAUUCUCCUUCAUGGGAAUUGCUGUGUAUGUUUCCAUCCCAUGUGCGUCCGCUAGACUCUUCCUGGAACUUUGAUAUCUCGGUCACCAUAUAUGGCAUCGAUUUGGUGGCAGUUUGUUGACCCUAUCCAUCAUCUGCAUUUCAGUUUUAAGUAAAGGUUAUAAUAUUAUUUCCUCAUCAUCAGAUGAAAAUGUUACUUGUAUUUUUCUGUCAGGGAAACAGACCCGUUUACUGUCUUCCAGCUCCCUCAUUGGAUACAGAAAGUCAGAGUUGUGGAUUGUAUUUCUGCAAAUUGUCCAGAUGCUGUAUCCUGCACAGUUGCCUCCUUUCCCAGAGACUCCACUGACCUGGCCUGGGCCAGGCACCAAUUGGCUUCUGCUUUUCCUUGAUCUCCUCCUGGAGUAAGAACAGCACCUGCUGUAUCACGGUGGGUUCCUGUACUGUACAACCUGCUGGAUCAGAUCAUCCAGGAUGGAGCAGAUCAGCUUAUUCAGCCCUUUCCUACAAGAGGCAUCAAAGGAGCACCCAGGAAGGCAAAGAGAGAGGCAACCCCUGCUUGUAGCACCCUCAGCCAGGUCCUGGCCAGUCUGGUCCCCUGGACAAGCAGGGACACUGCAGGACAACACAGUACUCAUGAAGUGGUGGGGGAAGGGAGGCAGAGCCCAGUCCAAAACUGUCCCAGGUCCCAGAUGCUGGCAUUUUGAACUUCCUUCACAUCCUCUGUGCUCCAUAGCUGAGCCAGCUUUUGGCUUUCGUUAACCAUUACAGCUUGGGUGUAGCAGGAGGGUGGAGGUACCAGGGCUCCUGGGCACUAGAGCACAUGGAAUCCUGAAUGUUAUGGCUGCAACAGGGGUCCUGGGUGGCAGAGCUGUCCCUGCAGUUCCACAACUCCAUGGCACUCCGUGGCUGUAGCUGGGGCACAAGUGCAGACAGGUGGGAAGAGCAGUGAUGUGACCUCCAUUCCCAACCCCUCAUGGCUUGGGCUUAGUGCAUGGCCAGCAUCCACAUUAGGGCAGUCUCCUAACAAGGUUCAGGGCGUCCUCCUGUGGCACUGGCAAUACCUCUUGCCACAUGUGAUCCGGGCUGGACUUUGCCUGAUGGGGCACUGUCCCGAGCACAGUCCUGUCACAGGAUCCAGUACUGCCCCAGGCACAGUCCUGGCACAGGAGCCAGCCAGUCUGGAAGUUGUGGAGGCUGCCAGCAGGGAAGACAGACAGUGCUGUGUGAACCCACUGUUAGCCAUGGAGCAGGAAGAUGCAAUCAGGCAGGAGCUGGGAAGCCUACAUGGCAUCCCCCUCUUCAAGAGCUUCAUUGAGGGCUGGCCACAGGUGAAGGCUUUCCAAGCCCGUCCAGAUGACCUGCUCAUCUCCACCUACCCCAAAUCAGGCACAACAUGGCUGAGUGAGAUCAUGGACAUGAUAUACCAUAAUGGCAAUGUGGAGAAAUGCCGACGGGAUGCUAUCUACAACCGUGUGCCCUUCUUGGAAAUGAAGGUCUCCAAGGGUCCGAGUGGCGUUGAGCAGCUGGAGAAAACCCCAUCCCCGCGGCUGGUAAAGACUCAUCUCCCAGUACAGCUCCUUCCGACCUCCUUCUGGGAGAAGGACUGCAAGAUGGCCAAGAUACACCCUGACCCUGGCACAAAGGCCGAGUUCUUGGAGAACUUCAUGGCUGGCAAAGUGGCCUACGGGUCCUGGUACGACCAUGUGCGCGGAUGGUGGGAAGAGAAACAGGAGAAGAAGAUACUCUACCUCUUCUAUGAGGACAUGAAGAAGGACCCACGGCGGGAAGUGCAGAAGAUCUUGCAGUUCCUGGGCAAGGAGUUGGCAGAGGAAACAGUUGAGAGGAUCCUGCACCACACCUCCUUCCAGGAGAUGAAGAAGAACCCUGCUGCCAACUAUGAGACCAUGCUCCCCACCUUGAUGGAUCACAGCCUGUCCCCCUUCCUCCGGAAAGGGAUCUCUGGAGACUGGAAGAACCACUUCACUGUGGCCCAGAAUGAGCACUUCAACCAGCACUACCAGGAGCACAUGGCAGGUUCUGACCUCCACUUCCAGAUGGAAGUGUGAGAGGCUCAUCUCCCUUCCCAGGAGGACUGUGAUGUUCUCCCAGUGGGGAGGGUGGAUCCAGAUGGAG
Molecule: messenger RNA, 3423 nt
Organism: Sturnus vulgaris (Common starling)
Lineage: Eukaryota; Metazoa; Chordata; Aves; Passeriformes; Sturnidae
Source: RefSeq, a predicted model, not a curated record